CAGCUGGCGGAAGAGGAAGUGGCCGGUCAGGAGCGUAUUAUGGCCUUGGCUGUCUCAGUUUGAUCUGUUGCCACCAUGGCUGGCGAGGCUUUUCCGAAAGCCCGUGACACCCCCUUCUCAUCCGACAAGCACGCUCAGCUCAUCCUGGCCCAAAUCAACCGGAUGAGAAAUGUACAGGAUUUUUGCGACGUGCGACUCCAAGUGGGAGAAGAAACAUUCGGGGUCCACAGACUGGUUCUGGCUGCCAGCAGCCCCUACUUUUCAGCUCUGUUCACCGGGGGAAUGAAAGAAUCGUCCAAGGAUGUCGUGCGGAUUCUGGGAAUUGAAGCGGGAAUUUUCCAGAUGCUUCUGGAUUUCAUUUACACAGGUGUGGUGGACAUAGGGGUGAGCAACGUUCAGGAGCUGAUAGUCGCGGCCGACAUGCUCCAGCUGUCCGAAGUGGUGGACCUCUGCUGCGAGUUUCUGAAAGGGCACGUCGACCCCCUGAACUGCAUCGGGAUCUUCCAGUUCUGCGAGCAGAUCGCCUGCCACGACCUCCUGGAAUUCACCGAGAACUACAUCCACGUCCACUUCCUGGAGGUUCACCGCGGGGAGGAGUUCCUGGGGCUCACCAAGGACCAGCUGGUUAAAAUCUUACGGAGCGAGGAGCUCAGCAUCGAGGACGAGUACCAGGUCUUCUUGGCGGCCAUGCAGUGGAUCCUGACGGACCUGGGGCAGAGGAGAAAGCACGUGGUGGAAGUAUUGGAUCCAGUCCGCUUCCCUCUGCUACCUCCGCAGAGGCUUCUAAAGUAUCUAGAAGGCGUUUCUGAUUUCAGUCUUCGGGUGGCAUUGCAAACCCUGUUAAAAGAAUACUGUGAAGUCUCCAAAUUUCCUAAGGAGAACAAAGUCUGCAACUUUCUUCAGACAUCCAAGGUUCGACCCCGCAAGAAAGCCAGAAAGUACCUGUAUGCCGUAGGCGGAUACACGCGGUUGCAGGGCGGCCGCUGGAGUGACAGCAGAGCCCUGAGCUGCGUAGAGCGCUUCGACACUUUCAGUCAGUACUGGACCACCGUGUCCUCCCUGCACCAGGCUCGCAGCGGGCUGGGCGUGGCCGUAGUGGGAGGGAUGGUCUACGCCAUCGGAGGGGAGAAGGAUUCCAUGAUUUUUGACUGCACAGAGUGCUACGAUCCCGUAACUAAGCAGUGGACCACGGUGGCUUCCAUGAACCAUCCUCGAUGCGGAUUAGGCGUGUGUGUGUGUUACGGCGCUAUCUACGCUCUGGGUGGCUGGAUCGGAGCGGAGAUAGGGAACACUAUCGAGCGGUUUGAUCCCGAAGAAAACACCUGGGAAAUCGUAGGCAACAUGGUUGUGCCUCGUUACUAUUUUGGGUGUUGUGAGAUGCAAGGUUUAAUUUACGUGAUCGGGGGCAUCAGCAACGAAGGAGCAGAGCUGCGAUCCGCCGAAGUUUACGACCCCCUCUCCAAACGCUGGUCUGCUCUUCCCCCCAUGGGGACGAGGCGGGCCUACCUCGGGGUGGUCGCCCUCAAUGACUGCAUCUACUCCAUCGGAGGGUGGAACGAGACCCAAGACACGCUCCGCACAGUGGAAAAAUACUCCUUCGAGGAGGAAAAAUGGGUUGAGGUGGCUUCGCUGAAGGUACCAAGAGCAGGGGCGUGCGCCGUGGCCGUCAACGGGCUGCUUUACGUUUCCGGAGGGCGAGCUUCCAGCCACGAUUUCCUGGCUCCGGUGACCCUGGACUCGGUGGAAGUUUACAACCCUCAUUCCGACACGUGGACUGAAAUCGGCAACAUGAUCACCAGCCGCUGCGAGGGAGGCGUGGCUGUCCUGUGAAACGAACGGCGGACCGGGAGAGAAAUCUGGACGGAGGGGGAAUCUGGCCUUCUGCGGGCGAAAAUAGAGAUUUUUUUGUUGUA
Molecule: messenger RNA, 1913 nt
Organism: Tachyglossus aculeatus (Australian echidna)
Lineage: Eukaryota; Metazoa; Chordata; Mammalia; Monotremata; Tachyglossidae
Gene: IPP
Product: intracisternal A particle-promoted polypeptide
Exons: 9
Coding region: 76-1830 (584 amino acids)
Molecular function (GO): actin binding
Source: RefSeq, a predicted model, not a curated record